GUCUACUCUACCCGUCUGCUCCAUUCAUGGCCAGUCCAGUCCCGAGUGUGUCCGAGUUGGUUGCCGAGGCUCGACGUGUGUACGAGCAGAGCUUCGGGGGAGAUGGUCCACAGGUGGCAGUGUGUGCCCCAGGCAGGGUCAACCUGAUAGGGGAGCACAUCGACUACAACCAAGGAUUCGUCCUCCCUAUGGCUCUGCCCAUGGUGACGGUGGUGGUUGGCAGUAGGACCUCUGGCCAGAGUGCCUCCAUCAUUACUGCUGCUAAAGAUGUGGAGGAGCCCAGGAGAGUGGACUUUGACUUGCCCAAUGACAAGGCUUCUCUGUCUCCUGGGAAACCCAGCUGGGCCAAUUAUAUCAAAGGAGUGGUGCAGCACUACAGAGCUCCUCCAGUCCCAGGGUUCAGGGCAGUGAUAGCCAGUAGUGUCCCUCUAGGAGGCGGUCUGUCCAGCUCAGCCUCUCUAGAGGUAGCCAUGUACACAUUCCUACAGCAGCUCAAGCCAGAUGACGGGGACAAGGUGGCGAAGGCAGUGGCGUGCCAGAAGGCAGAACACACCCAUGCAGGUGUGCCCUGCGGCAUCAUGGACCAGUUUGUCUCCGUGCUGGGCAGGGAGGCUCAUGCUCUACUCAUAGACUGCAGGUCCCUGGAGGCCACUCCUGUUCCUCUGUCAGACCCAGGCCUUGUCAUCCUCAUCAGUAACUCGAACGUGAAGCAUUCUCUGACGGGCAGCGAGUACCCUAGCAGACGACGACAGUGUGAGGAGGCAGCUGCCAUCUUGGGAAAGGCCAGCCUGAGAGAUGCCACAGUGAAGGACCUGGAGGAUGCUAAGAGCCGAUUGGACGAUGAGACCUAUCGAAGGGCUCGUCAUGUAAUCGAGGAGAUAGCGCGGACGGCCCAGGCAGCAGAGUCCCUGAAGAAAGGGGAAUACAAAGAGUUUGGCAAACUCAUGGUGGAAAGCCACAACUCACUCAGGGACUUGUUUGAAGUGAGCUGCAAGGAGCUGGAUGAGCUGGUGUCUGCAGCCGUGGAGGUGGAGGGUGUGUUUGGCAGCAGGAUGACAGGGGGAGGGUUUGGAGGAUGUACUGUCACACUACUGCAGGCUGAAGCCAUAGACAGGACCAUGCAGAACAUACAGGAGCGAUACAGUGGAUCCCCAACUUUCUACAUCACAACUCCCUCACAAGGAGCUCGGGUCAUGAGUCUAUGAAGAGCAAACACUACAUUUUUCCAUUAUGUACAACUUCAUCGCAAAAAAAAAAAACACACAUUCCUAUUGAUUUUUCUAUGAUAUUUUGUUUGCCUAUGUAGCAAUGUUUAAUCAAUCCUGUGGGGGCGAAAUGAGCAGGUAAAGCAAUCUAUUGUAAGACUUUUCUUCAGAGUGCCUUAAACUAUCAUGAUAUUAAUACAGCUAGUAAUUGCCAAGCACUAAAUCAAGUAAAGUAUCAUCUCUUGUGGUUGCAUCUGAAAGACUGUAAUAAUGUUGUUUUGUACAAUUAGAAAAGUGCCAUAAAUAUAGGAUGAUUGUUCCACUAUAAAUAAGGCAAAUCUACAAAAAUAAACAAUCUUCUAAACUUCA
Salvelinus sp. IW2-2015 is the source of this 1574-nucleotide messenger RNA. It is a transcript of the gene galk1, whose product is annotated as galactokinase 1. Gene Ontology annotation, molecular function: galactokinase activity; ATP binding. NCBI's taxonomy places the organism in Eukaryota, Metazoa, Chordata, Actinopteri, Salmoniformes, Salmonidae. Gene Ontology annotation, cellular component: cytoplasm; cytosol. Gene Ontology annotation, biological process: carbohydrate phosphorylation; galactose metabolic process. The record is from RefSeq and is a predicted model, not a curated record.